UCCCUUUUUCUUUCAUUCGGAUCCUUCGUGUUCAUCCCCACCUCGCAAACGUCGAUUCCCCAGAAUCACUCUGGCAAUCACCACCAUCGUACUACACCGAGACCCUGCUGCAUGAGCUUCUCUACAACUUCGUAGUCGACUUUGGUCUCGGGUGCCAACAAGAUCUCACUACCAAACCACUAAUAUCUUCUUACCUCAUAAAACUCACAAUGGUCAACUUGUUCAGGGCCCGUCGAAAGUCUGCUGGAAACAUCCUUGAUGAAGUAGAAAACGAGAAGCUUGGAACCAGCCCCGAAGCCCCCGCGGCUGGCAGCUCUGCCUUCAAAGUGCUGAGCCAGACCGAGAUCGCAGCGAAGAAGGAGCUUGCCAUUAGGAAGCAGCAUGAGAAGGAAAAGUCCAAGUUCGGACGGUUCAGUGGCUUUGGAGGCACAGGCAACAAGAGCCGCCAACAGUCGCUAGACGAUGAGUCUCCUGGUUCUUCCAAGCGUGACAGCGAUAGUAAGUCUAGCAGUGGCACCCAAUCCUCUAGCAAUCGCCCAUACCAUACAGGCCAAUUCGGCUCGACCUCGACCUUGCCGUCCUCGGCUGACACCGAUCCUAACGAUAACAUGUUCGCGAAUCUUCCUCCGCGCCCGACUGUCGCACAACACAAUAGUUCACCGAGCGGUUUCUCCAUAUCUGGGAUGAAGAAGGCACUGCCGCAAAUUCCACAUAGCAAGACGCAUGAUGUUUCUUCCCGAUACUAUGGGGCCGCCGACGGGCCAGUGUCACAGAACAUGGGUGAUGGGCGUCCCCGAGCUAUGACGACCUCAAGUUACGCAAGCACGGCCAUUCCUCCUAAACUCGAUUCGGACCUUAAUUUCGGUAGUGGUUUUGAUGAUCUUUUCAGCGGUCUGGACAAGAGACGCGAUUCACCAGACUUCAUGGAUAACUCACCAGGCCGCUCGCUGCUCGCUGGAAAGCGUGUGGGCCAGCCAGAACCCAUCGACAUCAAUCGAAAGCUAGAGGUCGAGCCUGCGCUGGCGUCAUGGGACAGUCGUGGCUCCGGCGAUAAUCUCAUACCUUCGCCAACUGAGGACAAUGAGGACAACAACACUCCACCGCCCGUUCCUCCGCACAAGUAUGCACCGAUCACCUCGCGAAGCCCAGGUCUUGGUGGGGCACCGUUCCAAGAUGCUGGUGCAAGCGUUCGCGAGUCAACGACGCUUCAAAAGUCGCUGAAUCAGCCGGAGUCCGAGCAGAAAAACUACUCCUUCACCUCGUCCACCCCGUCCCUACAAACUCCCCUUUCAUCUCGAACCGGAUCCGACAGCGCGACACCAAAAGCUGCCCUCCGCACCACUCCUUUGACCCACAUUGACCAUAACGACGACGACAACCUGUUCACUCCUUCUCCUCCCAAGGAGACCCCGGUUCGAAAAACCAUCAACGCCGCCAUGAAGGACACUGUUCCGGCAGCGCCGCAAAGUGCAUCGGUGGGACCAGGCCGUAAGGUGAUGACGGCUGCCGAGUUCCAAGCGCACAAGACACAACAAAUGGCCCGGCCUGCAGACGAUUCAUCAGAUAGUGAGGAUUAUGAGGAUGAGGAAGAUGCAAUUAGACAACGCGAGGAGGAGGAGCUUCGGAUGAGGAAAAAGCAACAACAGAUGCAAAUUGCUCGCGAGGCAUUGCGUCGGUCAACUACCGCUCCAAUCCCGUCGAACGUCUCGAAUAGACCCGAAAGUUUUGUUGGUGGUGCCACGGGUUUUCCGUCCGAGGCCUCCCUCCAAGCCGAUCAAUGGGACGAUGAAGAUGUUCCCCUAGGGAUGCUUGCCCAGCAUCUACCCGUAAAGCAGAACCUACCCCUUUCUCAGAAUCCCACUCCAUCCUACCUCCCCGACCGUCCCGCGUCCGCAGGCGCCGCGAGCAACCGUGCUUCCCAGGCUUAUCGGCCCGUAUUCGCCCGAAAUUUGCCAGAGGAUCCGUAUUUGUCACAAUUCGUCGGGGGAGGGCUGGUCCGCCAGGGCAACCGAGAGUCUAUGGGCUUCAAUCGUGCUGCGUCUGUGUAUGGCGAGCCAGUUGGUGGCAGCAUGCCCUACGCUGAUGCCCCCCAAUUCCCAACUUUGGUAGGCCAGAUACAGAUGCGUGAAAGCGCAAAGCCGAAGUACCUCGGCGGUGCCUCUAGCAAGAUCCCAACUGAAGGGCCUUUCACUGGUGCUUUGGGUGCCCAAAUGAACGGCAUGAACCAGCCAGCCACUCGCAUGUCGCAAAUGCCAAUGCAGCAGGGUAUGGGAAUGAUGAAUAUGAUGAACGGUGGCAUGAUGGGUAUGGGUAUGGGCCAGGGCAUGUCGUACCCCAUGCAGAACCAGUCCUCACUCAUGCAAGACCCGCAGUACCAGCAGAUGCAGCAGAUGAUCAUGGCGCAGCAGAGUAUGCUGAUGCAAAUGCAAGCACAACAGGCCGGCAUGUUUGGACAACAGAUGCCUCAAGAUCCCCGCAUGUCGAUGUUCCCUCAGCAGAUGCAAGGAUUCCAGAACCCCAGUUUUGCAAACAACAGUACACCAAAUCUGGGAAGUUUGAUGCAGAACCAACGACCAAUGUCUAUAAUGUCUGGAUUCGGUAAUCAGCAACCACUACAACAAUCUCGUCCAUACUCGGCGGUAGUACCUGGCGCUGCCCAAGGCCCAGGCCAAUUCCCUCAACAUCUCGGCCCUGGACCUGGCUAUACGGCAUCGAUUGCGCCCUCUGAACGAUCCAAUAUCGGCAUGUCCAGUCGCUAUCGUCCGGUAACGACAGGAAAUGGCAUGCAAGAUCACAUGUCUAGUGUCUCAUCUCAGACUCUUCAGCCUCCUUCUGCCAACGUUGCCGACCCCAGGAAGGUAAAGGGCAUCCUCAAGAACAAGGUCAACACGCAAGUCAGUCCAGUACGCGAAGAUGACGAAGAAGACUGGAGCAAGCUGAGGGAACGAAAGAACAAAUUCGCUUCCAACACGGGUGGUGGUGCAAAGGAUAACACUUCUGCUACUUCUGCAUUCGACGAGUUUGAUGCGCGUGUCGUCUUUUAACAUACCCUUUCAAACUUACCUGACUUAUUCGCUCUUUCACCGUCAGGUCCGGCUGUUUGGAUAUUCCAUUUUCCCAGAGAAAGAUGUGGAUUUUGACAACAGAGAAAUUCAGGGGGAGAGAAGGGUCGGAACACAAUUU
Molecule: messenger RNA, 3183 nt
Organism: Aaosphaeria arxii CBS 175.79
Lineage: Eukaryota; Fungi; Ascomycota; Dothideomycetes; Pleosporales
Exons: 2
Coding region: 210-3044 (944 amino acids)
Source: RefSeq, a predicted model, not a curated record